Molecule: messenger RNA, 4416 nt
Organism: Zophobas morio
Lineage: Eukaryota; Metazoa; Arthropoda; Insecta; Coleoptera; Tenebrionidae
Product: probable multidrug resistance-associated protein lethal(2)03659
Exons: 11
Coding region: 330-4130 (1266 amino acids)
Biological process (GO): transmembrane transport
Cellular component (GO): membrane
Molecular function (GO): ATP hydrolysis activity; ATP binding; ABC-type transporter activity
Source: RefSeq, a predicted model, not a curated record
GAAUAAGGAAAUAAUCACGGAUAAUAAAAAUUUGUUGUUACAUCAUGCAGUUGGGAUGUGUUCUUAUCAGUAAAGAGACUAACUGAAUAUGUAUUUCCGUUCUCAAUGAUUAAAUUCAAGUGUUUUCUGCAAAAUCCAAAUGUACCCAAAUUAAUCAUUUAUUUUUCUCAAAUUCUUGUACGCUGAGACAGCUAUUUAAUUUCGUACUUAGUAGAAGAAAAUUGUUAUAAUAUAUAGUUGAUAUUAUUAUUUGUGCAACGUGAUAUUACUUACAACAAAACGGACAACGAAUUUGGUUUCAAAGUAAGAGUUUUACUUUGUACAGUUCGAUGGAGGAACAAAAUGGGUCCAAUAAACGAAAACUAAAAGCACACCCUCAAGAAAGGUCAAAUAUUUUAUCAGCUCUAUUUCACUGGUGGACAAUACCAAUAUUCAGAAUAGGUUUGAAAAAAGACAUAUCCGAGGAAGACAUUUAUCAAACUUUACAACACCACCAAGCUGAAGGCCUAGCUAACCGUCUAGAAAAAGCAUGGAAGAGUCAACUCAAAAAUCCCGACCCGUCCUUGUGGAAAGCCAUGUUGAAAGUUUUCAAACUGGAUACAAUCGUGUGCUUAAGUUUUUUUUCUUUCAUUAACUUGAUUUUGAAAAUUACCCAUCCUGUAGCUUUUGGGAAACUCAUGGCUUAUUACUCAUUCGCUUCGACAGAAUCAUCCAAGUAUGAUGCAAUUUUUUACGCUAGCAUAAUCGUUAUAGUUAGCGUAACAGAUUCAGUUUUGACAAAUUAUUAUGUCCUGCAACAUAUGCAAGCGUUUAUGAAAUUCAGGGUUGCUUGCUCCUCAUUGAUUUAUCGAAAAUCACUGCGUCUGAGCAAAUCAGCUCUGGGUGAAACGAACGUUGGACAGAUAGUGAAUUUAUUAACGAAUGAUAUGCAACAAAUUAAUCUGUCUUUACGUGCCGUUUGUACUAUCUGUGUUUCGCCAUUUCAGACAGUGAUUGUUCUUUAUCUUCUUUAUGAUUAUUGUGGACCUACAGCGUUAGUAGGGGUUGUUUUGUUAGUGGUUCUUACUCCUUUUCAAAUGUACAUUAGUAAAAUCAUAGCAGGUUUAAGAUCAAAAGUUGCUGUGAGAACUGAUGACAGAAUGAGUCAUAUGAAUGAGAUCAUUUCAGGUAUUCAAGUUAUCAAAUUGUAUGGAUGGGAGCAACCAUUUAUCAAAAUGAUUGAUACAUUCAGAAGGGUGGAAGUGAAAUUUAUCAGAAAGCUGUCUUACUUAAACUCGUUUCUGGUAUCACUAAUGAAAUUUGUUGAACGAACUGUUAUAUUUUUGUGUAUAUUGGUCUAUGUUUUGACGGGGAAUAACCCAAACGCUCAUUACGUAUAUGUUGUCACCUCUUUUUAUUCAAUAUUGGUGAUUUCGGUAUCAGUCCUGCUUCCACUAGCAGUUUCUGAUUUACUAAAAGCCAAUGUAUCCAUCAAAAGAUUUGAAAAAUUUUUAAAACUCGAAGAAGUAGAACUGAUAAAGAAAACACAAGAGGCGGUUGGCAUUAAAGUUAAAAAAGUUACCGCCAAAUGGGUACAGAGCUAUGAGCAUAAUACAUUAUCGGACGUUGAUUUUGAAAUUUAUCGAAAUCAGACAGUGGCUAUAGUAGGACCCACUGGCAGUGGAAAAUCAAGCUUGUUGCACUUAUGUCUGGGUGAAAUUCCGAUCAUUAAAGGGUCAAUAGAAAUUGGUGGUACAAUUGCUUACGCAAACCAAGAACCUUGGUUGUUCGGAGGUACAGUGAAGCAAAACAUUCUUUUUGGUCUACCAAUGCUGCCUAAAAAAUAUAAAGAAGUUGUAAGGGUUUGUGCCCUAGAAGACGACAUGGUACAGUUUCCUCAUGGUGAUAACACGAUAGUAGGGGAACGUGGAAUCCUUCUAAGUGGUGGCCAGAAAGCUAGAAUCGGUUUAGCUAGAGCUGUAUAUAAAGACGCAGACAUAUACUUACUUGAUGAUCCUCUAUCAGCUGUUGACGCAAAUGUUGGGAAACAAAUUUUUAACAAUUGUAUAAUUGGUUACUUGAAAGGCAAAUGCACAAUUUUAGUAACACAUCAGACACAGUAUUUAGCAUCUGUCGAUAAAAUCUACCUACUGACAGACGGCAAAAUUUCAGUUUCUGGGAGUUAUACAGAUCUUCUAAAAGAAAAUAAUUUCGCGUAUGCUUUGAAAGAAAAUGAGACCCAUCAAGAUGAAGCAAGUGAAAUGACGGGCACCGAUCUAUCUAAGCUAGAACAUAAAGAACAGAAUGUAACAAGUGAAACGCGGGCUGUUGGCAAAGUAUCUAUCACAGUUUAUCAAAGUUAUAUGCGUGCUUGUGGGUCUUAUUGGAUCUGUUUAUUAACAUUAGUACCAUUUGUGUUAUGUGAGUGUUUUGGGACAGGAGCAGACUAUUUUAUUGCAUUCUGGGUCAAUUUGGAACAACGAAGAUUAUCUGACAAUAAUACUCUGCAAAAUAAGUUUGAGGAAAUGAGUUUUACUAAUAAUAACAGCAUGUAUAUAUACUCUGCCAUAAUUGUAAUUUUAGUUGUAAUGAUUCUUGCUCGAUCCAUAUCUUUUAUACGAGUAUGCAUGCAUGCAUCUAUAUACUUACACGACAAAAUGUUUACGACUAUUAUAAAUACUACAAUGAAAUUUUUUCACACAAAUGUAUCUGGGAGGAUAUUAAACCGAUUUUCAAAAGACAUAGGAAACAUAGAUGGAGAGUUACCAAUAGUACUAUUCAACACCCUGGAGCUAAGCAUAGCUGUUAUUGGUGCUAUUAUAUCAGUCUGUAUAAUUAGUCCUUGGAGUCUGAUUCCUACGUUUGUAAUAUUAAUAUUGAUGUAUAUUAUACGAAGAACCUACUUGGCUAGCAGCUUAAAUCUUAAACGCCUGGAAUCCACAAGUCGCAGCCCAAUCUUUGCUCACUUGACAGAAUCUGUUAAGGGUUUGACGACUAUUAGAGCUUUCGAUAUUCGACAUAUCUUACAUAAAGAAUUUGAAAACUUGCAAAACUUCCAUACUUCAAUUUUCUAUAUGACCUUAGGUACAAACAGAGCUUUCUCGAUUGGAUUAGAUUUCGUUUGUGUGUGCUACUCCUCAGUAGUUACAAUUAUGACAAUUUUUCAAGAGACUUCUGGCGGAACUGUUGGGUUUGUUAUCACAAAAUCUAUGAGUCUGGUAGGCGUGUUUCAAUGGGCAAUACGAACUCUGAGCGAACUUGAAAAUCAGAUGACAUCAGUUGAAAGAGUGGUUGAAUAUACAGAACUAGGUCAAGAACAGGAUCAUAAAGUGAAAACACUUUCGUCUGUUUGGUUUCCUAGUGGCAAAAUUGAAUUUAAGUCAGUGUUUAUGCAGUAUUCCUCGAAUGAUCCUUACGUUCUCAAAAACUUGAAUAUACUUAUAAAACCUAAGGAAAAAAUAGGUAUCGUUGGAAGAACUGGGGCUGGAAAAUCGUCAUUAGUUUCUGUUUUGUUCCGUUUGGUCAACUUUGAGGGUGAUAUUUUUAUAGACGAUGUAAACACCAAAGAUGUUGCUUUAUCGUCCUUACGACCCAAGAUUUCGAUUAUUCCUCAAGAUCCAGUUCUAUUUGCGGGAUCAGUACGUAAAAAUUUAGAUCCAUUUGAACAGUAUUCUGACGAAGAAAUCUGGCGAGUGUUAGACGAAGUUAAACUGAAAGAGGCUGUCUCUAAUAUGUCUGGAAAUCUUCAUAGCAAUUUGUCAGAAGGUGGUACUAACUUCAGUGUUGGACAAAAACAGCUGAUUUGUUUGGCAAGAGCCAUGCUGAAAAAUAACAACAUUUUAAUCUUGGAUGAAGCAACUGCAAAUGUUGAUCCACAGACAGAUGAGCUAUUGCAAAGUACUAUAAGAAAAAGCUUUGCAAAUUGCACUGUUUUGACGAUCGCUCAUCGACUACACACAAUAAUGGAUUCCGAUAAGGUUUUAGUGAUGGAUGAAGGAUAUGCAGUUGAAUUUGAUCAUCCGCAUGUGUUAUUGGAAAAUCAGAAAACAUUUUACAAUUUAGUCAUGAAAACAGGAAAUGUAAUGUCUGAAAAUUUAACAACCAUAGCCGAAAAGAAUUAUAAAACAAGAGGUGAUAAUAUAAUUUUAUGAGAAAAUCGGUACCUGUACAGAUUUUGGUCCAUGUUACUUAAAUUUUUUGGAUUAUUGUUUAAACAGUAUUUACUAAUAUUUGAUACCUGCAUUUUUGAAAAAAUGAAUAUAAAUCUGAAAUGAAUUCUUGCCUUCAUUAUUUAUUUUAGCGUUGUGUUCGUUAUGGUAUUCCUUAGUGAUUUUAACACCAGUUUUACCGCCCCCGAUUUUGUGUUAUAAUAUCCGUUUCAUUCACAUAAGCUUCUUAUUUUCGGUGACUGUUUUCCAAUCUCGUCCCUACAGUAGU